Sparassis crispa is the source of this 285-nucleotide messenger RNA. RefSeq lists its product as hypothetical. The record is from RefSeq and is a predicted model, not a curated record. The transcript is spliced from 2 exons. The coding region runs from base 1 to 285 and encodes 94 amino acids. NCBI's taxonomy places the organism in Eukaryota, Fungi, Basidiomycota, Agaricomycetes, Polyporales, Sparassidaceae.
AUGGGACGCAGUGCAAAGGUGCAUAAACGCACGAAGAAGACCGUCUCCAGUACCUCAGCUGCGGCUUCAGCCCCGAUUCCUCCUCACAAGGUCAAACAAACAGCGUUAGGUGCAGCGCCGCAGGAGCAGAAGAAGCGUGCGGGCCUGAAAGCGAAGGCGAAGGGCGCGAGCAAGCGUAGGGGCGAUGAAGGGCCUAUCCUCGGGGGUGCGGACUAUGUUGAGCUCAUGCUAGGCGGUCGGAGGAGGGCGAUGGACGAGGCGGGGAAGUUGUCGGGGAAGGAGUAG